AUGGAAGAAACAAACACAAAGACAGUUGAAGAUGUUGAGACUGUUGAUGUUUAUACAGCAAAAGGUUUGCUUAGUGUUGGUCAUCAUCGAUAUCUCGAUGUUAGGACAAAUGAAGAAUUCGCCAAGGGCCAUGUUGAGGAUGCGUUGAACAUUCCUUAUAUGUUCAAAACAGAUGAAGCAUUUUCCUAA
Molecule: messenger RNA, 189 nt
Organism: Arabis nemorensis
Lineage: Eukaryota; Viridiplantae; Streptophyta; Magnoliopsida; Brassicales; Brassicaceae
Source: the annotation of a GenBank genome assembly